CACUGCGGCUUCACCGUGUUGUGCCACAUCCUUGAAGAUUAUUCUUCAUAAUUGGCAGUAUGAAACAUGAUGGAUGAAUAAGUGCAUUAAUUGUGCUUACACGUUCUUUUUCCGUUGCAGUACGCUAUUAAGAUAUUAAGCAAAAACCUGUUUUUUUGUUAUUUAGAUGACAUGUACCGAGUGCAAUACAUUUAGAUGCUCUCGGAGGCAAGAACUGAUACAGUAUUUGGAGUGUGUUCACCAACAGAAAAUGGAGUGCAAAGAAAUGACAUUUAGUUCUGUGGAAGAGUUCUUUCUGUGGAAGGAACAGAUGGAAGUUGAAGAGAAGGUUUCCUUCAUAAUACCAAGGGGAAAACAGAAAUGUGAUUAUUUUGUUUACCACCGUUCUGGAUAUGCUGACAAAACAGCUUCAGGCAGAAGGUUAAGGGAACCUUCAAUCAAAAUUGGUGGCACCUGCCCUGCCUGUUUGGUAGUAAAAAAUGUGUCCUCUAACAUGGUUAAUGUCAAGUUCUACAGGACACAUACAGGACACAGUCUCUCUGUGGGUAGCCUACAUCUUACCACAGCUGACAGGGCAAUGGUUGCUGAAUUAAUUGCACAAGGUGUUCCUGAUACUACAAUUUUGAAGAAAGUGAGAGAGAGCAUUCAAGUUGGACUCUUCAGAAGAGUUCAUCUUUUAAGCAAACAAGAUAUUAGAAAUAUUAGGAAAGAAUACAAGCUGGACGAUAGUAGUGCACACCAAGAUGACACAACCAGUGUUGAUCUGUGGGUGAGACAACAAGAGCGCCUAGGGAAAGAUUCCCUGGUGAUUUAUUACAAAGCCCAAGGCACUGAGGAUAAUGGAAACAAAUUAUCAGAAAGUGACUUUAUGAUAGUCCUUAUGACUGAGUAUCAGCAGAAAAUGGCAAAAAAAUUCUGUGCAGAAAAAGUUUUGAUAGACAGCACACAUGGCACUAAUAGGUAUAAAUUUUAUCUGACAACACUGUUGACCGUGGAUGAAUUUGGUGCUGGAUGUCCAGUUUCUUAUUGCCUCAGUACACAUACUGACACAAGGUCCAUGCAAGUUUUCUUUGAGCAGAUUAAAAAAUGUAUUGGACACAUCAAAACAAAGGCAAGAACACAGUUUCUUCAGAGAAUGUUUGAUCCACUGCUUGCUGAAAAUAACUAUAGCAUUAACAUACGUGUUUGAUUUUUAUUUUUAUAGGUAUUCAUGUCUGAUGACUGUGACAGCUACUACAGUGCCUGGAGUGUAGUUAUGGGCCAUAGUGAACAUAGGUUGUUAUGUACCUGGCACAUUGAUCGGGCAUGGAGACGGAAUAUAUGUGCAAAAGUAAAUGGGAAUGCAAUGCUGAAGAGUACUGUAUACAAAGCUCUGAAAACUUUGCACUUACAGACAGAUAGAGAGAAAUUCUCAGAGCUGCUGGAUGGCUUUCUUACUUGGUGUGCAGAGGAGGAAGGAACUGAGGAGUUUGGCAAGUACUUUAAAGAUAGAUAUUCAUGGAGGGCACAUAUGUGGGCAUACAGCUACAGAACUGGACUUGGCCUUAAUACAAAUAUGUUCUUAGAAGCAAACCAUAAAACUCUCAAAUACUCAUACUUACUGAAAGAAAAUAAAUAACAGAGUAGAUAAAUGUAUCCAGGCUCUAUUGCACAGAACGAGGGACUCACUUUUUCAAAGAUUAAUAAGGCUUUGUAAGGGGACAGAGAGAACCACACGCAGUGCUGAAAUAAGUAAGAGUCACAGAAGAGGUUGUGGUAUUAAUAAGGAACUGAUACACUGCGUUGAAGAUGGCACAUGGCAUGUAUACACCGUUCCUGGUCGGCCCCCAUAUACUGUCACCUAUACAGAGAACUCUUGCAGUGCAUGCCCAUUGUCCUGUACUGUGUGCAAGAUCUGUGUGCACAGUUGUGUGUGUUCUUGCACAGACAAUUUGAUCAAGGGUAACCUCUGUGAACACAUUCAUGCAGUGGAAAUGAGCAAAGGAACUGUAAAGCUCCCUAUGCAAGACAGGUUCUGCAGAGAGUCAUCUGUGCAGGAGUUAACACAAAUAGUUACGCAGCAGACUGCAGCUGCUUACAGCACUGUUGACUACCGAGCUGCUUUGGAAGACAGGCUGACUAUUGUGCAACAAUUAGCAAGAAGUGCUAACAGCAAAACUGCUGAUUCUCUCCUUGCGUCAUUUGAUAAAUUAAUUAAAGAAAUGAGGGCAGGCAUUGCAUCGCAAAAAGAACUCGUUGGUCGACAUUUUCCAGUAACUUCAGCUCCACCAAAUGAGACAUGCAGGAUUCAGAGACAGUUCCAAUCAGUAAGGAGGACAUGUGAAAAGAAGGAACAUUCAUUUGCAACACCAUGCUGUGCCGAAAUUGAGACCAUUGUACAAGACCUCUUGGGAAGUGGAAACAGUAGCUGAGACCAUGUAUAUGCAAAACACAAGUAGGGAAAUCAUCCAAUAGCUCUGAGAAUUUUUCUUCUUGUGCUUGUAAGUGUAGGGUUUUCAGCACAUGCCAUUUAUGUUUUGCACAUGUCCUCUGUCUGCAAUUCUGGCCAGCAUGCGAGACACACAACCUGUGGUCAGUAUAACCCACAACUACACUCUCCUCACAUUGUAGUAGCUGUCACAAUCAGCAAACUGUAUUGAUACAAGCUUUGUUGAUGAGACUGUCGUCUUGUGUUUGGUGUUUCUAGUAAACUUUUGUACGUGAUCUAAGAAAAACCUGCAUAGGCCACGCUUAGUGUGUGUAGUGAGGCAGUAAAUAACAAGGGAUCUUGCACCAGAUUCACCCAUAGUCAACAGUGGUGUUACACAGCACACUUGCACUAAUAGGUGUAAUUUCUUAAGAUUGUAUUAUUAGAAUACCAUAUGCAAUUAACUUGGGAACUGCAUAAAAGCCGGAACCAAGUCAACAUUAGUAUGGUUCAUUGCAAAUGGUAUUGGUACCUGUCAUCUAAUUUUUCCACAAGAUCUGGCCCAUGCCUCUUCCAUAGCUGCUAGUUAACAGGACUUUCCUCCUAUGUUCUACUAUUUUUAUUUAUUUAUUUUUGAAACGGUUUCCUGGUGAAAGUCUGUUGAUAUCUCCUCUGUCCAGAUUUAAUUGUAAGGAUUUCUGUUAAUUAUGUAAUUUUAUUAUGAAAUAUAAAAAAAGUUUCUUAACUGAUCAUUGUUGUUGUAUUGGGAUUAGCUGACAGUAAAACUUUUGUUUUUCAUAAUGAGUUACAGAGAAAGAAUGAUGUUGUAUAGCAUCUCAUAAGAUAAAUCACUAAGUAAUCCUGUCACAUAAGUAGAAUAGUGUUUAACUUAAGGAAUGUAAAUGUCACCUAGAAGCGUUGUCAUAUUCUUUCUUUCCAGUUGAGAUUCUUUCUCUUGUUGUAUGUACAAAGAUAAAUUACCCACUAUUUCCAAAUGUUACAUGUCUUUUUGCUGAAUUGUACAUAUGUCCUUGUCUUUUUGUAUAUGUCUGUUCAAGGUUUUUCCUUUUGCUGUUAUCUGUCUAUAAUAAUGUGGGUUCAUGUACAACAUGAUGGUUGUCAUAUAUUUAUUCUUUUUGAUUUUUGGGAAUGGCUGGUGUAAUGUUUCCCUCUGUUUCUUAAGAAAUGUUUUCUUAUGUUUAUGAAUGAUUUCAAGCAUUUUUGUUGCUUCUGUAUGUAAAGGAAAUGUGUCCUGAAGAGACUUAAUAAUCAAAUAAAAUAUUUUUUAUACC
This is a messenger RNA of Schistocerca gregaria, 3699 nucleotides long. RefSeq lists its product as uncharacterized. The transcript has 3 exons. The record is from RefSeq and is a predicted model, not a curated record. Lineage: Eukaryota; Metazoa; Arthropoda; Insecta; Orthoptera; Acrididae. Bases 167 to 1189 code for a protein of 340 amino acids.